Molecule: messenger RNA, 3787 nt
Organism: Nicotiana attenuata
Lineage: Eukaryota; Viridiplantae; Streptophyta; Magnoliopsida; Solanales; Solanaceae
Product: kinesin-like protein KIN-5D
Exons: 22
Coding region: 433-3507 (1024 amino acids)
Biological process (GO): microtubule-based movement
Molecular function (GO): ATP binding; microtubule binding; plus-end-directed microtubule motor activity
Source: RefSeq, a predicted model, not a curated record
AAAAAAAAAAAACAGCAACUUUAGACCUUCCUAAUUUGUUCUUUUAUGUUGAAACUUGGGCACUGUAUGUUUUCUCAUGUUUUAUUCUGUGAAUUUCCAGCCUGAGUCUUAGUAGAGUUGAUGAUCCUGAACUCAGAGGCGGAGUCAGGAUUUGAAACUUUUCAGGAUUAUAGUUCUUUUAAGUUACCGGGUUCUAACUUUAUAAUUUGUGCAUAUUCAAUGAAUUUCUUAAGACAAAUAUAAGGUUUGGACCAAAGCAACUAGGUUCGGCCAAACCCGUAGCCGAAGAGCUGGCUCCACCCCUGCCCGAACUAUCCUCAAGUUUCAUAAACAAUAAUCUCCAUAUUUGGGAUUCUGAUAUUAUCAUAUAUUAAGAAGGGAGAUUAACCUUCGUUUCCUCUGCCUGAAAGGGAGAUUAACAGGGCAUUCAUAAUGGAAACACCAAAGUCGAAUCAUCAACGAAGAGGGAGUAUACCUCCUUUCUUGAUGUCUCAAACAUUGGGGUCAAAUGAAAAGCCAUGUAGAGAUUCGCGAUCAAAUGACGAAAAAGGGGUAAAUGUGAAAGUUAUAUUGCGUUGCAGGCCUCCAAAUGAGGAUGAAAUGAAGGUGAAAGGUCCCUCCGUGAUCUCGUGCAACGACCUGAGAAAAGAAGUUACUGCAAAUUUGAACACAGCUACUAAGCAACUAAACAAAACCUUUGUCUUUGAUAAGGUUUGUGGUCCAUCAUCUCAGCAAAAGGACUUCUAUGAUCAUUCUGUGGCUCCUCUUGUUAAUGAAGCUCUCGAGGGAUAUACUUGUACUAUUUUUGCUUAUGGCCAAACCGGAACAGGAAAAACUUACACAAUGGAAGGGGAAGCAAUUAAAGAGAAGAAUGGGGAGUUUCACAAGAAUGCUGGAGUAAUCCCAAGAGCAGUCCAGCAAAUUUUUGACAUUUUGGAGUGCCAAAAGGCAGAGUACACUAUGAAAGUUGCAUAUAUAGAGAUUUACAAUGAGGAAAUAACAGAUCUUCUUUCGCUGGAUGAGGAAUCAAAAUCGAUAGAAGAGAAGCCGAGAAAGCCAUUAGCCCUUAUGGAAGAUGGAAAAGGUGCAGUUUUCAUCAGAGGCCUAGAAGAGGUGGCAGUGUCAACGGCAGAUGAAAUAUACAAAAUUUUGGAGAAAGGCUCUGUUAAUAAGCAUACAGCUGAGACGCUUCUUAACAAACAAAGUAAUAGGUCUCAUUCAAUAUUUUCCAUCACCUUACAAGUUAAGGAAUGCACUCCUGAGGGACUAGAACUGAUAAAGUGUGGAAAACUUAAUCUUGUUGACCUAGCUGGAUCUGAGAACAUUUUACGCUCGGGAGCGAAAGAGGGAAGAGCAAGAGAGGCUGGUGAGAUAAAUAAGAGCUUGCUUACUUUGGGCAGAGUCAUCAAUGCUUUGGUUGAUCAUUCUGGACAUGUUCCAUACAGAGAUAGCAAAUUGACAAGGUUACUGAGGGAUUCAUUAGGAGGAAAAACAAAGACAUGCAUAAUUGCCACAGUUUCACCAUCCAUUCAGUGCUUGGAAGAGACUCUCAGUACUCUUGAAUAUGCUAAUCGUGCCAAGCAAAUUAAAAACAGGCCAGAGGUCAACCGGAAGGUGACCAAAUCUGCACUAAUCACAGAUCUGUAUGUGGAGAUGGACCGCCUAAAGCAAGAAUUACACGCAACGAGGGAGAAGAAUGGAAUCUACAUACCACAAGACCGCUACUUGAGUGAAGAGGCAGCUCACAAGGCAAUAGUUGAGAGACUGAAGUUCACAGAACAUGAUUUAGAGUCCAAAAACAAGAAACUGAGAGAGCUUCAGGAUCUUUAUGAUUAUCAGCGACAACUGACAGCAAAUUUAACCGAAAAACUUGAGAGAACUCAGAGAGAACUCAAGGAAGUUGAACAAGCUUUCAAUGAUCUAGAAGCUCAAAAUAGUCUAGCUAAAGAGACGGUUCAAGAGAAGGAUCGUCUGGUAUUUAAUCUCAUUAAAUCUGAAAAGGCAAUGACUGACAAAGCACUUGAGCUUCGAGCUGAAGUAGAGAAUGCAGAAUCAGAGAUAUCCACCUUGUUCGCCAAAAUUGAGAAAAGCAACAAUAGGGAGGAGAGAAACAAAAUUCUCGUGCAAAAUUUCCGCAACAAAUUAACUCAGCAACUUGAAAGUUUAAAGAGAAACACUGCAGUUUCUGUAACCAAACAAGAGCAGCAAUUGAAUGUAAUAUUAGAAGAUACACAAUCCUUCUUAGCUACUAAAAGGAGGGCUACAGAUGAGUUAAAGACUCAGCUCCAGAAGCUGAAAGACAAGUAUAGCUCUGAUAUUCAGAAUUUAGCUGUUUCGGCCCAAGAACUUAAUGAAAAUUCUCAGCUAGCUUUUAGCGAAGUGAAUUCAGAAGUAUCAAAGCAUUCUUAUUCCUUUAUGGAUCUUGUUGCAAAGAUUUCUGCCGAUGUUAAUGCUAUACUCAAUGGCCUGCAAGGUAACAUAAGGGAACUUGAGGUGAAGAUAAAUGCUUUUGUGCAAAAGGAACAACAGAAUCAAACAACAAGAUAUCAAGGAAUUCAAUUAACUUCUGAAGUUCUCCUCAACUUUUUCAAGACUUUAAAUUCAUACAUUUUAAAAUUGAGACUAAUGGAUGAAAAAUCACAAAUAAUUAAUCAUCAGCAACUCUGCACCCUUGAAGAGAAGUUUGAGGAGUUGGCUGCAAGUGAAGAACGACAACUGAUAGAAAAAGUUGCAGAGCUUAUGUCAGCUUCUAAUACUAGGAAGAAAAAACUGGUUCAAACAGCAGUAAAUGGCAUUAGAGAGUGCACUAGUAUCAAAACCAGAAAUCUAAAUGCUGAGUUCUCAAACAUACAAGGUUGCACUAAUUCUGCCUAUGAAGAAUGGACAAGCUACGUUGAAAGCACACAAGCCCACCAUAUCGAGGAUUCAACUAGAUUGGACUUUUGGAAAAGUAGCCUAGCAGGGCACAUCGAAUGCUGCUUGGCAAAAUCAAAGGGGGUCGAAGAUGGAUGGAGAAAUGCCCAAGAAUCCCUUCUUAGACAACAAACAAGAAAUAUCAACUCAGUUGAUUGCAUUAUGAAGAGUGCCAUGGAAUCAAAUGGAAAGAUCAGCACUCAGUUUUCCUCCACAGUGACUUCUAUACUAGAAGAAACAGCUAUUUCCAAGAGGAACCUUCUUUCAGCCAUGGAAAUUGAAACUGAUGCAGGUUUGCUGAAACUUGAUCAUAAUGAAUGUGAGAAGAUUUAUUCAGUUAUGUAUCCUUGUGUUGAGGAUAUGAAACAAAUGAAAGACAGUCAUUCCUCCAAAGUAUCAGAGAUUGCAGAAAAUGCAGGAAAAGUAUUGACAGAUGAGUACAAGGUUGAUGAACCAUCAUGCUCAACUCUGAGGAGGAAAAGAGUUAGCGUUCCAAGUAGGGAAUCUAUCGAAAAUCUCAGAACUCCUUUACUCGAGGAGUCACUCAAGUCGUUUCAAGGCAAUGGAAUAGCAACCCGAGCUAACAGAAUGUAAAUCCAUUCUUCUUCCAAUUUCGUACAUCAAAUUGUGUAUAUAAAGAAGAGUUCGUCCUUCUUCAAAGAGAUAAAGUCACGCGGCCCCUCAACCAGAGGGGCAUGAGGAUGUUGAGUUGAACUAAUAAUGUUCUUUUGAAAUAGGAUAACCAAUUUAGAGAUUGAUCGAUUGAUGUUUAUAUCUGUUGAUGUGUAGUAUUUUAGUAAAACUGUAAAAGAUAAAAAAGCAUGUCAUCUUGUGAAUUUGGAGCCUUAGAAGAUCAAUGUUUCUUUAUUUUGAA